Molecule: messenger RNA, 4490 nt
Organism: Meleagris gallopavo (turkey)
Lineage: Eukaryota; Metazoa; Chordata; Aves; Galliformes; Phasianidae
Source: RefSeq, a predicted model, not a curated record
GAACAAAAACUUGGUGACAUUAGCCAGACUAUGUUUCUGAUGUGACUUACAGGUGCUAGCUGUAAGCUAUUGCUUUUUUAUGCAAUGUUUUAAUAUGGUAGAGGUGUAACAGUAUUUAUUAUAGCUUAAAUUUUCAACUUCUAGUUUAGGGAUGCAACUCUAUAGUUGAAUCUGUGUCUGUUUCGAGCAACCUUAAGGCCACUUCAGGAUGUAAAAAUUUCCUUGAAGAGCAACUGCCUCUACCUUUACCCAUUCUUGUCAGCAAUGAAAGGAUUGCUUCCCUUCAAAAACAGAUAACAAACAAAUGGUUAGCUACUGAAGAUGUAAGUUAACAUAGCUCUUUUUAACACAGGUUAUUUGCUUUUUUCAUCUUAACUCUGCCUCAGCUGUGCUGCUCUGGCACAGUCGCAGUGGUGGACUCCUCCAGGAGCGGACUCCUCUUUGAGGAGGGAGGAAUGAGAAGCAGCUGUUGCAUCUCUGCUUCUAAGGCAGCAUCCGCUAUUGUUUUUAAAGCGCUCUGACCAAGGUAGAGCUAUUUCGGCGGUGCUGGAAAGCGUAAGCCCCACGUGACUCUUUCAGAAGUCUCGCGGGCAUUGUUCAGCCGCAGCCCGCUUUUCGCGCUGCCGCUCCGCGCUCGACUGCCUGUGCCUGUCGGCCGCUCGGCUCGGCGCUGCGCUGCACGACCUGCCGGCGAGCGGCUCCGGGCCUCGGCGCGUGCGGCGGCCGUUGGGCCUCAGGCGGCGAUGUGGCGCUUGAGCGCGGCGCGGGGGUUCUGGGCGGGCUCGGAGGGUCCGUGAGGGCGUCGGAGGAGUGCUGCGGGCCGGAUGGGUCGUGCAAAGGCAGAAGUCGUCUGUCUCUCUCUGUUUUUUUCCCCCCCCCAUGUUUAACCGUUGCAGAACAGCAGGUAUGCCCUGACCAACGCUGCCAGUGCCGCCGGAAGGCUGUGAGGUUCCAUCAUGUCCGAAUCCAGGCCUUCGGGAAGAAGAAAAGCCCAGAUGGCUUCGUUACCGAGUGCAAAGAAGAAAAAGAAAGAAACGGCGAGGAAAGCGAAAGAUAAAGGAACACCCUCUGUACCUCCACAAUCCUCGUCUAUUAUUUCGUUAUUCAGCAACGCCCCCCCAGCCAAAGUUAGCUGUCCCGUGUGCGGGCAGCUGGUGCCCAGGUACGGGAUCAACCAGCACAUGGACCAGCUGUGUCGGAGUGGCUGUGUCGGGCUGGCUGCUGCUGCUGGUGGUGGUGAUGGGGGUGCAGUGCUCGGCACCACACAGAGUCUGCCAGGCACACCUGUGAGCAGUAAUUCCAGCCCGUAUUGUUCGGAGCCCUCACAUCUGAGAACCAGUCCUUCCGAAAGCAGAGUGCUGAAAACAGAAGGCAGGGCAGUGGGGCACGUUAGUCCUUAUUUUAGCAAUCGGGGUCCGGUCGGUGAUGUUUACACUGAGCCGACGGAGCAAACGGUUAAAGUCGUUUCUUUGGGAAGCUUGUCAUCUAAGCUGUCCAGAAGACGUCGCAUCCAGAGGGGAAAGCAGAUCGUGUACAAGGAGAUGGACUCCUCACCUCCAGCUGCUCACAGCGUGUGUGACAGUGCUGCAGUACUGGAUGGCGGUGCUGAUGAUACCUGUGCUGGGAGUAGUUCUCAGAAAGAAAACGAGCUUGUUCAGAGAGUGCACCAGGAGCAAAAUACCUCAGAGAAGGAGUCUGAAUUUCAAGCUGAAAUAGAUGAAUAUAAUAAGGGAGAUGUUACAGAUGUUGUUCAGGUAUCGUUACCAGCUGAUAAAAGAGUGCUGUUUGGUGCAAGGAAUUCCAGUGCAGGAAGUAGAUCUAAAGGCAUGGUGCUCACUCCCAGUAAUUCUCAAGUACAUCUGGCUGUUGGUACCUCAGCAGGGCUGGUCAGAAGUUCAGAGGUUGAGGCACAGCCACGUGCUCAACAUGUUCUGUCUUCAGAGAUGGAAGUGGACUGUGGUAUGCAAAGCUGCUUUAAUGACAGUGACGAACAGGUACUUCCUGUGGAAGUUCUUGAAGAUUUUAAUUAUGAGUUUAAUCAUAAUUUGUCAGAAACUGUGGAAAAGGUGGAUUCUCAAAAUUCCGUUGGUGAUAUUUUAAAUAAAAUAAAUGAGGUUAGCUCUCCUAGUCACCCGUAUUACCUCCGAAACUUUUUAAUGGUGUUGCAAGCAGUGUUGGAGAAUGAAGAUGAUGUGAGACUCUUUGAUGAGCAAGAUAUGAACGUUAUUACUAAAUUCUGCCAAUUAUCAGUUGGUGGGCAGAAGUUAUAUGUGAGACUUUUUCAACGUAAGCUGAACUGGUUAAAAGUGAACAAAAUUGAGUAUGAAGAGAUAGCUAAGGAUUUGUCUCCAACAAUUGAAGAACUGGUUGAAGCCAGAUUUUUGCAAACAGACUCUGAAUUGGAAGACUUGUGUGAAGGUUUGGAUUUGCUUUCUGCCCCUGAACUAAAAUCUUUAGCAAAGAUCUUUCACUUGCCAAAUCCAAAUGGUCAGAAACAACAACUUGUGGAUGAUUUCCUGAGGUUGGCAAAACAACGUUCAGUCUUCAGCAGGGAUCAGGCUGGUAUUGGGACUGUUAUUUUAAAAAGGGCAAAGGAUUUGGCUGGAAGAUCAGUCAGAAUAUGUAAAGGCCCUCGAGCUGUCCUUUCUCGAAUCCUGCUGCUAUUUUCCCUGUCUGAAUCAGUGGAGGAUGAAGAAGCUGGCAGUGCUGGUCAAGGCCAGCUCUUCACAGUUCUUAUGGUAAACAUGGGACGUAUGGUAUUCCCCAGUUAUGCUGUGAAUAGGAAAACACAAGUCUUUCAGGACAGAGAAGAUCUUAUCAGGUAUGCAACUGCUGCUCACCUGUCAAACGAUAUAGCCACUGCAAUGGUAAAUGGGAACUGGGAAGAAGCUCAUCAUCUGUAUAUGUGUGCAAAAGAAACCUGGAACAGUCUGAAAAAUCACCCGUCUUUGAGCAAUCACAGAGUUCUACCCGAGUAUCUGCGACAUUUCACAGUUGGCUGGAAAUACACAAGGAUACUUUCUCAAGGUGUUGAAAUUUUGCAGAGACUUCACAUGUAUGAGGCAGCAGUGCAGGAGCUGCAGGCGCUUCUGGCUCAAGACGUGUAUUGCACUGACAGCAGGGGGCGGUGGUGGGAUCGCCUCGCUCUGAAUUUACAUCAGCACUUGAAAAACACCAAGCAGGCCGUUGACUGCAUUAGGGAUGGACUGGCUGACCCAUUUGUACGGACGGGGCACCGUCUCGCUCUCUACCUGCGGGCUCUACGUAUCAGAGACUCACCAAGCUGCAGGCAGCUCAGAUGCCUUUUUCAUGAUUUGCCAGACGUAACUGUGGAGGAUGUGACACAUGUUACAAUCAAGGGAAAGAUGUGUCCUCAAACAAGAUUGGGAAAAUCUGUGUUUCUAAUGGAGGAUAUUGUGGAUGAAGAAGGAGGCACAGACUGCAGUGUAUCCACGGUCAUGUGCUCAGUUGAAGAGCUUGCAUUAACUCAUUACAGACAGAAUGGUUUUGAUCAGGGAAUUCAUGGAGAGGGUUCAACGUUUAUUACACUGUAUGGUAUUCUAAUGUGGGAUAUCAUUUUCAUGGAUGGCAUACCCGAUGUCUUCAGAAAUUCCUAUCAGGUAUUUUUGAAAGGCUGUGUUAAUUCCUUCGCCCAUAUUGUUGUAGGUUCUGUAGCAGUGUUAGCACUCUCAUUCUGGCCUGGAUUCACAUUUUAUUCUGAGGGACUUUUCAGACAAGGCUUAGCAAUACUUGUUUUGUGUUGUUAUGUGGGGCUUGUUGCUGAAGGGCUCCUCAGAGACAGAGUGCCAUGUUAGUCUGGAUUGACCGUCAGAUGGGGUGGGAUUCAUUGGGUUAAAUGCAGCUGUCCUGUGUCUGAGCUCACUGGUUGAAUUGUUCUUUAUAACCAGUGGUAGAACUUCUGUUGCACAGUUCAUGUUUGAAGAUGACACAUUCCAUUAAAAAUACAUCUUUAAUAUAUUUUCUUCAAUUACUUUUAAGGGGGAAAGCAUUUCUCUUUAAUUUCAGGUUUCAGAUUUGUUAAUGUCCACCCCCAUCUGCCCUGCCCUACCUUACCUAUCAUCUCCUUUAGUAUCUAAUUAGCGACCACUGGAAAUAUUUCUUUGUAAGUGAGGGAGCUGGAGCUAAAGUGAUGUGAAAAUCUGGCCAGCAGGAUUAAACUCAGAACUAUUGCUGCAUGAGUCUCGCAAAGCUGAAACUCAACUUGUUUUUUUUUGUUUUGGGUUGACCUGUGUUCCUUGAAAUGUCUUUUUUAAGUUGCUUUCUGUUUGUGUAUGACCAAGUCUGUAUGGGGUUAAGCACUGUUUGCAGAGUAAGCUGAGACCUGGUUGGUCUUUGGAAGGUUGAGGUGGGACAUGAGGGCAUUUGCAGGCUCACAGCAGCCCUGAUCAUAAUUCCAGAUCCCAAGUGGGAGUUAGCUGAGCACAAGCCCUUUGUUUUCUAUGAAUUUAAGGGACAUAUGACUAGAGUUA